UUAAAAAAUAGUUCGGUAAUAUGCGCAGGGACAUGCUCUGUAGUAACUAGAGCGAUGGCAUAUUGGCUUCAAUGUGCGUGGAUGGAGUGGCAGAACGCAAACACACUUUUGCAGUUUUAGAAAAAGUUGUUGUUUAAGCGCCUACGCUGCGAUGCCCGGAGGUACAUUUCAGUAUGAACAUUUCACUUUAGUGCUUUGGUAAAACAGGAAAAAUAUAGUGUAGGGCCUAUACAAACAUGCCGAUUUUAUGUAUUACUUUCUCUGAGCCAGAUUUCAAUUAAAAAGGAAGGCUGGAAACGUUUGUGAAAGUAAACGAGUACUCAACCCCAAAAUAAAAAUCUCAAAGGGAAAUUUCCAUUGUGUUUUGAUAUUUUUGCUUCAGCUGCAGUACAAAAAUCCGCCCCUUUCAGAUUUUUCUUUUCUGGUAGAGCAGGUUUUCGAACUCCCCCCCCCCCCUUAACAAGACUGCGAGGUCACCCACGGUUAUUCGUCCCUAAUCCGAGCUGUCUGUUCUGACGAGGUGCUCGGAAAGCUGAGCAGCGUCUUCGCUGCAUGACACGGUAGCCGCUCGUUGGGACCGACGGGCAGCCCCCGCUGACCCCGGCUAACGCGUUAGCCUACAAGCUAGCCGACUUCCUUGUUGGAGAGGGAGGUUCGCAAGCGGCCGGAGGUGAUUAGGCCCCAUCCUAAACUGCGAAGCCGCGGGCUGGCGUCAUGUCGGAGCCCAAGGCACCCACGCCGACACCCGGGGACACGUACAAGGGCUGGCUCUUCAAGUGGACUAACUACAUAAAGGGUUACCAGCGGCGAUGGUUCGUCCUGAGCAACGGCCUACUGUCCUACUACAGGACGCAGGCAGAGAUGGGGCACACCUGCCGGGGCACAAUCAACCUAGCCACGGCCAACAUUGCAGUGGAGGACUCGUGCAACUUCGUCAUCUCCAACGGCGGUGCGCAGACGUACCACCUGAAAGCAAGCUCGGAAGUGGAGCGCCAGCGAUGGAUCACUGCCUUAGAGCUGGCCAAGGCAAAGGCCGUGCGCAUGCAGGCCGAGUCUGAUGAUUCGGGAGAUGACUGUCCUCCAUCGUCCCCCCCGUCUGCGGGACAGGGUGGGGGGGCCCGUAACGCAGAGGUGCAGUCAACACUGCGCACGUUGGGCAACAAGGUGGAGGACCUAAGCACCUGCAAUGAUCUCAUUGCCAAGCACGGCUCUGCCCUGCAGAGAUCCUUGUCAGAGCUGGAAGGGGUGCGUCUGGGGGGAGAUGCGGGAGACAAGAUCCGGCAGGUGACGGAGAGAGCCACGCUGUUCCGAAUCACGUCUAACGCCAUGAUCAAUGCUUGCAGGGACUUCCUGGCUCUGGCCCAGGCCCACAGUAAGCGCUGGCAGAAGGCCCUGCAGGCAGAGCGGGAGCAGCGUGUCCGCCUCGAGGAAACCCUGGAGCAGCUGGCCAAGCAGCACAACCAUCUGGAGAGGGCGUUCCGGGGGGCCACAGUGCUGCCUGCCUCUCUGGCCAACACGCCUGGGGACAGCAAAGGGUCCGUGCCUGGAAAAGGGGACGUGAGUGACGAGGAUGACGAAAAUGAGUUCUUUGACGCCAUGGAGGAUGUACCAGAGUUCAUCACCGUACCUGCUGAUCCCAAGUAUCACAGGAGAUCGGGCAGCAAUGUCAGCGGGAUCAGCAGCGAGAUCGGUAUGGAUGAGCAGUCGCUUGACGAACAGUCGCUGGCUUCCAAUCCGGAGUCUCCCCAGCCGCAGGAGGCGGAGCCAGUGCGAAAGAGGCGGACCCGCAUUCCUGACAAGCCCAACUACUCGCUGAACCUGUGGAGCAUCAUGAAGAACUGCAUUGGCAAGGAGCUCUCCAAGAUCCCCAUGCCCGUGAACUUCAACGAGCCGCUGUCCAUGCUGCAGCGCCUCUCGGAGGACCUGGAGUACUCUGAACUGCUAGACAAGGCGGCCAAAUGCCAGAACCCCCUGGAGCAGCUAUGCUAUGUGGCAGCCUUCUCCGUCUCGUCCUAUUCGACCACCGUGCACCGCACUGGAAAGCCCUUCAACCCCCUCCUGGGGGAAACCUUUGAGCUGGACCGCGUCAAGGAGAGUGGCUACCGGUCCCUGUGUGAGCAGGUGAGCCACCACCCUCCAGCAGCCGCCCAUCAUGUGAUCUCUGAGCGAGGAUGGACCCUGAGACAGGAAAUAGCCCUAGCCAGCAAGUUCAGGGGGAAAUACCUCUCAAUCAUGCCCCUGGGAACUAUCCACUGUAUAUUUGAAAAGAGUAACAAUCACUACUCCUGGAAGAAAGUCACCACAACCGUGCACAACAUCAUCGUGGGGAAGCUGUGGAUCGACCAGUCCGGCGAGAUCGACGUGGUGAAUCACCGCACCGGAGACCACUGCCACCUCAAGUUUGCCCCCUACAGCUACUUCUCCAGGGACGUGGCUCGGAAGGUCACAGGCGUGGUGAGCGACAAGGAUGGCAAGGUGCACUUCGUGCUGUCAGGCACAUGGGAUGAGAAGAUGGAGGUGUCCCGCGUGAUGCAGAGCAGCCGAGGAGGUGGCGGUGAGAAUGGGACCGACGGCAAACAGAAGACCGUGUACCAGACGCUGCGAGCACGGGAGCUCUGGAAGAAGAACCCACUUCCGGAGGGGGCAGAGACCAUGUACUACUUCUCAUCCCUGGCGCUGACGCUGAAUGAGUCAGAAGAGGGCGUGGCCCCCACGGACAGCCGGCGGCGGCCGGAUCAGCGGCUCAUGGAGCAGGGCCGCUGGGAAGAAGCCAACGCGGAGAAGCAGCGACUGGAGGAGAAGCAACGCAGCGUGCGACGGGAGCGGGAGCGGGAGGCGGCACGGGUGGCAGGCCCCACCGAGGACGCUGUCAUUGAGGACUCCAUUACUGACUCACCUCAGAAAAGCACCCACCAGGACAACUACAAGGCGCAGUGGUUUGAACGCACUGAGGACCCCGCCACGGGAGAAGUCACCCAUAUCUACCAGGGGGGUUACUGGGAGGCCAAAGAGCAUGGCAGCUGGGGGACCUGCCCCGACAUCUUCUGAGCCCACCGCCAGGCGACAGCGGGCCUAGGAAUUCUUAAUGAUGAUCACCUCCACUGCCCCGGCCAAGCUGCAGCUCAUUGCCUCUAAUUUUGGUUCUUCUGCUUGAGGGAGCAAGCUGACUGUGUCCAUGUUAGCGACCAUCCUGGUGUCGUGUCUGCCCACCCCCCCCAGCAGCUCUAGUGUCAUUAUUAAAUAGCAGGUAUUUACCUUUGGACGUGACUUUGAAGCAGUCACUGUUAAUGUGAGACUGCCAAGCUCUACCCUCUGUCACCUCUCGUGUGUGUGUGUGUGUGUGUGUGUGUGUGUGUGUGUGUGUGUGUGUGUGUGUGUGUGUGUGUGUGUGUGUGUGUGUGUGUGUGAUGCGAUGCGAUGCAUGUGGGCAGGGUUAGCUUAGGGGUGGGGGGUGGCCCCCUUGUGUGGGUGGGGUUACAUUAGGGGUGAGGAUGGACCCCUUCAUGUGGGCGAUGUUAGUGAUGGUUUGAGUAUUAAUCAUGGGGGUACAUUCCCCAUCCCUUUUCAGCCCCUGUAGGAUCACACUUCAGCUGCAGUCCUCACACACAUUUUGUCAUUGAUUUGUAGUUUUUAUUGAGUUUGUUUUAUUUUUUUCGCUGCAUCUGAAGGCUGACACCCUUUCUGCCGCGUGCAGCAUGUCGCUCCCCGCCUGGAAUCCGGAGAUAGAUGCAGUCUGUUCAUCGCUGCUGGGCUUCUCCGUAUUAGCCUGGGAGCAUAGAGCGAUGCAGUGUUCCCAUGGAGAUGGCUUGCUGUCACUAGGUAGUAACUGUAAGGAAACGGCCAGCUGGGGCUUUUUAAAUGUAAAUGAUUGACAGUUCCCUCCCACCUCGACAUUUUGUUGUGCUUUGGAUUAGAUUAGAUUUACGCUGCUAAUGGAUGUUUUUUGCCUCCUGCUGGCCUCCUUUGGUGCAGGCGAGUGUCCAGUCAGCAAAACACUUAACAGCGCCUUGGCACCAGGCACCGACAGCUGGAUGGGCGCGCGUGUGUGUGUGUGUGUGUGUGUGUGUGUGUGUGUCUCUGUUCUGAUGGGCAGCCAGAAAUCAUGUGGGAACAUGGGACUUGUUCUGGUUGAGGGUUUGUGAGUUUGCUCUGAAAACAAAACAUUUUAUUUUCAAGUGUACUUAAGAAUCAAGAUACCGAGAACAGAAGAAAAAUAUUGCAAAUAUGUCUGUGUAAAUAUGAAAUUAGUAGUAUUAAUGAGUGUAAUAAUAAUAACAGUAAUACACUUGGGAAGGUUAUUUUUGAUUUUUCUUUAGUUCAAAUUUGCUGUCAGCCUUUCAGGUUUUUUUUUUUAUCAAACAAUGGAGCAGUGAAGGAGUGUAACAUUCCCUGGAGUCGCCGACAUUCUGUCCCCUCGUCAUUCCCAGCAUCCCAUAUCAGUGAACUGCCCCUGUCCCAUCCACACUCCUCUGCGUUAGUGUGUUGGGCCCCGUACCCCUUAUUUCUGCUCAAUUUACUUUGUGAUCACAGGAUGAAUAAUGGCUGUCUUCAGGCUUCUCUCGGUCUCCCUCUUCCUGAUCAUCUCUGUAUACUCUGGCCAUGGCGGGGGAUGCGACAGGUGUAACAAGGGACAUGCAAUCAUGCAAAUAAACUUUGAAAAAGCUCA
Brienomyrus brachyistius is the source of this 4666-nucleotide messenger RNA. Its product is annotated as oxysterol binding protein. Gene Ontology annotation, molecular function: sterol binding. Gene Ontology annotation, cellular component: membrane; cytosol; intracellular membrane-bounded organelle. The record is from RefSeq and is a predicted model, not a curated record. Bases 715 to 3048 code for a protein of 777 amino acids. The transcript has 18 exons. Lineage: Eukaryota; Metazoa; Chordata; Actinopteri; Osteoglossiformes; Mormyridae.